This is a messenger RNA of Penicillium odoratum, 867 nucleotides long. RefSeq lists its product as uncharacterized. The coding region runs from base 1 to 867 and encodes 288 amino acids. The transcript has a single exon. Lineage: Eukaryota; Fungi; Ascomycota; Eurotiomycetes; Eurotiales; Aspergillaceae. The record is from RefSeq and is a predicted model, not a curated record.
AUGUCUGACCUUCUCAGCUCGCGCUGGGCUCCCGGCGCGAGCGAGGCGACUCGACAUAAAUCCCACGCACCCUUGCGACCAUAUUCAGGAAAUCGGACCCACUCAGAUGUGAAUCCCGCACUAUCGGGUCCUGGAGUUUCGAAUAGCCACACACGCGGAACGGCAUCAAGAACACCAUCAAGGUCAGCGACUGGGAUCCUUCCCCCUUCCGAAGAACUGGCACGCUUCAUGAAAAUCGUUGCACGACUGCGAUGGAAACUUCCGUUCCUGGCUGAAGGCUACCGUCUCGCAACGCUGGCCGUCGAUGAGGUGAAUGGCAUUUCGGCUGCGGAUGUUGCGCAAGCGGAAAUCAUGUUCAAGAUCGAUUUUCAUGAAUACUACGCACUACUUGAGCGAGCGAUUGUGCAUUUAUUAGCAGUAUUCAAUAUUGCGGUCUCCUCAGUUGGUCGAGGCGGCCGAGGUGGGGUUCAAGUGAACGGAAAUGCGGCAGGAAUACAUCGAUACCAUGCGAAUGUGCUACAGGCCUUGGAGGAAGAGACUACCCCUCUUGCGCCUGUACUGGGGAGUGGAUACGUCUAUGAGUUGUUGCGGAAGGCAAAGGAGCUACGGAAUCGGUGGAAGGGCGCUGAUAUGAGUGAAGAAGAACGGGAACGAGAUCCCUUCGAAGUGGGGAAGAAAAUCUUACCGCUAUCGAGCUUCAAUUUUGAUGAGAUUUUGACUGGAAUUUUUGGGGGGCUGGAGGAGGCGUAUAUACGCGCCAGAUCCCAUGUGGAUUUGUGCAUUCGCCCAGGAGAGCUGGAUGACACAGCUAACUCCGAAUCAGAUUGGGGGUUCAUUGUCGAUGCCAUGGAUUGGGAGGCCAUCUGA